Messenger RNA from Blastomyces dermatitidis ER-3, 267 nucleotides. RefSeq lists its product as uncharacterized. Lineage: Eukaryota; Fungi; Ascomycota; Eurotiomycetes; Onygenales; Ajellomycetaceae. The record is from RefSeq and is a predicted model, not a curated record. The annotation marks the transcript as partial. The transcript has a single exon.
CUUCUCAACAGUCUUAUCAAGAAGUGGUCAACCUUUAUCAGAGAUUGUAUGAACUAUGCAGUAAAGAAUGAUAAUAUCACAUUACUAGAAGAUGAUUUUCUUGAUCUCUGCAGAGAUAUACUACUCCACCUGCUGUUGAAUGAUAAAAAUGCCAGAGAUGACACAAAGAAUGUCAAAGACACUAUUAAGAAGAAUAAGAAUAAUAAGAAGAAUAAUAAGAAGUGCACUCACUGCAAGCAGAAUGAUCAUAAAGAGUCUUACUGCUGA